AUGAACCUCCGUUCCAAAUCUUCCCGUAUCUUUUAUGAAACGCGACCGACUCUUCAAGGCCCAAAGAAAAAGAGAAUAGUCGGCGGGAUAGGGCACUACCCAAGUCACCGGAAAGCCGUGGGAUUAAACCUUCACAGAUCUGUGUUACCAAACCCUCCUCUUCGUCGUUCAGUCCGCCAAACCAAGCCGACGAGAAAGGUUGCGGGAAAAGUAUUGAAUUGAUAAAACCCAAACUUAAUAAUCGAAGAUGGGAUUGCGUUAUACAUUUCAGACAACAAAGUGAUUUUAACUCAAGGCAUUGAUGGUGGAGUGAAUGUCGAUUACUUCCAGAAGAUCGAGUCUUGGCCUUUCUGAUUCACAGUAUUCAACAUUAACGUGUGAAUGUAUUCACAGGGUUCUAUGAUAAUGAUUGUGAAGAUUCUUGUGAACCUUGAUUAUGUAGUGUCCUAGUGUCUUCUAUUCCAUCAGUUGCACAUGAG
Messenger RNA from Arabidopsis thaliana (thale cress), 479 nucleotides. RefSeq lists its product as uncharacterized. The coding region runs from base 1 to 222 and encodes 73 amino acids. The record is from RefSeq and is marked reviewed. Lineage: Eukaryota; Viridiplantae; Streptophyta; Magnoliopsida; Brassicales; Brassicaceae. The transcript has 4 exons.